UCUCCCAUAAGUGGACUAUAAUUUCUUCUUUUAGGACAGCCACCUAUAGAUUAGUAAAGAUCUGUUCUUCGAUGAGCAUGACAACCACAGCUCAUGGCUCUCCACUACGAGGGAGUGACAGCCAUGGCCAGACUCCUGAUGGACAGUCUCAGCCUCCCUUCCAAGUGAACCAGACCUCAUCACCUGAUUCUUCUAAUGAGAAUUCCCCAGAAACUCCUCCAGAGCAAGGUCAGGGUGAUGCUCCAAAACAGAAUGAAGAUGAGGAACCUGCUUUUCCCCAUAUUGACCUUGCAAAUUUGGAUUAUAUGAUCAACAGGUCUCAGUGGAUGGUUCCUGUUUUGCCGAAAGGGGAAUUAGAAGUACUUUUAGAAGCUUCUAUUGAUCUUAGUAAAAAAGGUCUUGAUGUUAAAAGUGAAGCAUGCCAGCGUUUUUUUAGAGAUGGCCUAACAGUAUCUUUCACUAAAAUCCUUUUGGAUGAGGGAGUGAACAGAUGGAAGUUUGAGAUUCAUAGGCAUGUUAUUAAUAAUACUCAUCGCCUAGUGGAGCUUUGUGUGGCCAAAUUGUCCCAGGACUGGUUUCCACUUCUCGAACUGCUUGCCAUGGCCUUAAAUCCUCAGUGCAGAUUUCAUAUCUACAAUAGUACACGUCCAUGUGAAUUGAUUUCCUCAAGUAUUCAGUUACCAGAAGAUGAACUCUUUGCCUGUUCUCCAGAUCCUCAAUCACCAAAGGGUUGGCUGGUGGAUCUCAUUAAUAGAUUUGGCAUAUUAAAUGGCUUCCAGAUUUUUCAUGAUCGUUUUAUUAAUGGGUCAGGAUUAAACAUUCAAAUAAUUGCAGCUCUUAUUAAACCAUUUGGCCAAUGCUAUGAGUUUCUCACUCAACAUACAUUGAAAAAAUAUUUCAUUCCAGUGAUAGAAAUUGUUCCCCAGUUAUUAGAAAAGUUAAGUGAUGAAGAAUUUAAAAAAGAAGCAAAGAAUGAAGCCAAAAAUGAUGCCCUUUCAGAGAUUAUUACUUCUCUGAAGAAUUUAGCUUCAAGGAUUUCAGGACGAGAAGAAACUAAAAAAACUUUAGAAAUGUUUAGAUUACAAAUGAUACUCAGAUUAUUACAGAUUUCUUCCUUUAAUGGGAAGAUGAAUGCAUUGAAUGAAAUAAAUAAGGUAAUAUCUAGUAUAUCUUAUACUCACCAGCAUGGUAACUGUGAAGAAGAAGAGUGGCUGACAGCUGAACAAAUGACAGAAUGGAUACAGCAAAAGAGUAUAUUAUCUAUAGUCUUAAAAGAUAGUCUUCAUCAACCACAGUAUGUGGAAAAGCUAGAGAAGAUUCUUCAAUUUGUGAUUAAAGAAGAAGCUCUUACAUUACAGGAUCUUGAUAAUAUCUGGGCAGCACAGGCAGGGAAACAUGAAGCCAUUGUGAAAAAUGUACAUGGCCUACUAGCAAAGUUGGCGUGGAAUUUUUCUCCUGAGCAACUUGAUCAUCUCUUUGAUUGCUUUAAGGCAAGUUGGACAAAUGCAAAUAAAACGCAACGUGAAAAGCUACUUGAGCUGAUAAGUCGUCUUGCAGAAGACGAUAAGGAUGGUGUGAUGGCACAUAAAGUGUUGAACCUUCUUUGGAAUCUGGCCCGUAGUGAUGAUGUGCCUGUAGACAUAAUGGAUGCAGCUCUCAGUGCCCACACCAAAAUAUUAAAUUGCAGUUGUUCCCAGGAUCAAAAUACACAAAAGAUUCAGUGGAUAGACCAUUUUGUAGAAGAACUUCGAUCAAAUGACAAAUGGGUAAUUCCUGCCCUGAAACAAAUAAGAGAAAUUUGUAGUUUGUUUGGUGAAGCACCUCAAAAUGUAAGUCAAAUUCAGCGAAGUCCCCAUAUAUUUUAUCGCCAUGAUUUAAUCAGCCAACUUCAGCACAAUCAUGUCUUAGUUACUUUGGUAGCAGAAAACCUUGCAACUUACAUGGAUAGCAUGAGAUCAUAUGUUACAGAUCAUAAAGACUAUGACCCCGAAACUCUCAGACUUGGGAGUAGAUUUAGUCAUAUUCAAGAAGUCCAAGAACGACUUAACUUCCUUAGAUUUUUAUUGGAGGAUGGUCAAUUGUGGCUCCGUGCUUCCCAGGCAAAACAAAUAUGGAAGUGUUUAGCAGAGAAUGCACUUUAUCUUAGUGAUCGUGAAGCCUGUUUUAAGUGGUACUUCAGGAUAAUGGGGGAUGAACCAGACUUAGAUCCUGAUAUUAUUAAGGAUUUUUUUGAAAGUAAUGUCCUACAGCUUGAUCCUACCCUGUUGACUGAAAAUGGAAUAAAGUGUUUUGAAAGAUUCUUCAAAGCUGUUAAUUGUAAAGAAGGGAAGCUAGUAGCAAAAAGAAGAGGCUAUAUGAUGGAUGACUUGGAAUUGAUAGGAUUAGACUACCUUUGGAGGGUUGUUAUUCAGAGUAAUGACGACAUUGCCUGCAGAGCUAUAGAUCUUCUUAAAGAAAUAUGCACAAAUCUUGGCCCCAGAUUGCAGAGCAAUCAGGUGAUAAUUCAUGAAAACUUCAUUCAGUCUUGCUUUGAUCGUUUGAAAGCUUCAUAUAAUACCCUGUGUGUUUUGGAUGGGGACAAAGACAGUAAUAGCUGUACAAGACAAGAAACUAUACACAUGGUUCGAGUAUUAACUGUUUUACGAGAAUACAUAAAUGAAUGUGACAGUGAUUAUCAGAAGGAAAGAAUGAUUCUACCUAUGUCAAGAGCAUUUCGUGGCAAACAUCUAUCUUUUAUAGUUCGAUUUCCCAACCAGCGCAGACAUGACUUGGACAUCCCGUCUCACACAAAUGAUACAGUUGGUUCAAUACGACGAUGUAUUCUCAAUCAAAUUAAAGCCAAUGUAGCCCGUACAAAAGUUGAACUGUUUGUGGAUGGUGAGCUGUUAGAUUCUCUAGAUGACAGAAAGCUAAUUGGACAAUUAAAUUUAAAGGAUAAAUCAUUAAUUACAGCUAAGCUUACACAAAUCAAUUCCAACGUGUCUUCACGUCCUGAUAGCCCUUCAGCUGGACCCCCUAGAAACCACCAAAAUCUCUAUAGUGAUGAUCCUAAUCCUGAAGUAGAAAGUUGUUUGCCUGGGGUGAUAAUGUCACUGCAUUCCAAAUAUAUCUCUUUCCUUUGGGAAGUUGCCGACUUAGGUAGUAGCCUGAAUAUGCCAUCUCUUAGAGAUGCAGCAAGAGUACUUAUGAAACUUAUGCCACCAGGUAAGGAAAUAAUAGUCCAUCCAUUCAUAGCCCUCCUGCAGGGUAAUAAUGCUGACAUUUACAUAAUGGACAAAACAGGAGCAUUUUUAAAAAUCUGUUUCCAAAUCAGAUAUACUUUGUGA
Messenger RNA from Fukomys damarensis (Damara mole-rat), 3326 nucleotides. Its product is annotated as probable ubiquitin carboxyl-terminal hydrolase FAF-X. The transcript has 20 exons. The coding region runs from base 72 to 3326 and encodes 1084 amino acids. The record is from RefSeq and is a predicted model, not a curated record. NCBI's taxonomy places the organism in Eukaryota, Metazoa, Chordata, Mammalia, Rodentia, Bathyergidae.